AUGGGCUACCCUAGAUUACCGGGCUACUCAAGUGAGUUCACUGGGAUUGAAUUUGGCGAAGCACAACUUGUCCAAAUCAAGAUAAUCAGUGGUGGACUAUGGGCCAGCAAAGGUGCGUCUUAUAUUAUGGAUCUCCAGAACCUGGGGCGUUCAGCUGAGAAAAUUCUAGAGGUUAAUGGUGAUAAGUUCAAUGUUUUGGCAUCUAAGUUUUUGUCAACUUGGGUUGGUCCUGGAGCUAGAAGGAGGGUACCGGAAUUGAAGACAACUGGAGAGGGUUAUGUGCAUCAUCCUUUAUCUGCUAAAGAAUCAAUUAAAGCAGCGGUUCCAUACUUAUCCAGAAAGUGGUACUCUCGUGCUGCCUUAUUUUGGAGGAACAUAAAGCAGGUUUCAGAUAAUGCCCUCCAACUAAUGGUCAGAUCGAACUGGGAUGACUUUCUCCACCUCAUUAAGGAUCUUCAAUUACCAAGCAUGGAUCAUCUUCUUUCGAACAUUGGUAAUGUUUUCACUUUGCUGCGAAAUGGCCACAUUCUCUGGUUCUUCCUCCUAUAA
This is a messenger RNA of Triticum aestivum (bread wheat), 549 nucleotides long. RefSeq names its product membralin-like protein At1g60995. The record is from RefSeq and is a predicted model, not a curated record. NCBI's taxonomy places the organism in Eukaryota, Viridiplantae, Streptophyta, Magnoliopsida, Poales, Poaceae. The transcript is spliced from 5 exons. The coding region runs from base 1 to 549 and encodes 182 amino acids.